This is a messenger RNA of Mesocestoides corti, 615 nucleotides long. NCBI's taxonomy places the organism in Eukaryota, Metazoa, Platyhelminthes, Cestoda, Cyclophyllidea, Mesocestoididae. The record is from the annotation of a GenBank genome assembly.
AUGGGAGGUCUUUUCAGUCGUCAUAGGUCCAGGGUUACUGAACAAGAUAAAGCGAUUCUUCAAUUGAAACAGCAACGAGACGAACUGAAGCGUUAUUCCCGAAGGACCAAUGAUGCGAUUGCUAAAGAUAAUGCUGUAAUCAAAGAUCUCGUCGCACGCAAUCAGAAACAACGCGCCCUCCUACUGCUUCGAAAGAAAAAAUAUCAGGAAAAUUUGCUUGAGCAGUCUGAAAAGCAUCUCACCACCGUCGAGGGUCUUAUUAACGACAUUGAAUUUGCCCAGGUUCAGGUCGAAAUUGUCGCCAGUCUAAAAAAGGGUAAUGAAGCUUUAAAGCAACUUAAUGCUCUCAUGCGCAUGGAUGAUGUCGAGAAAAUACUCAGCGAUGCACAGGAAGCUCAAGAUUACCAGGCAGAAUUAAGUGCACUGAUUUCUGGCAAUCUGUCAUCUAGUGAUGACGCAGAAGUUGAGUUGGAACUGGAAAGGCUACUGGCUGACAGCCAUGCAGGCGAUCUUCCAGCUGUUCCAGAUCAUGACAUUCCCCCUCCCGUAUCCUCUGCAAAGAAAACCAGAAGGACUGACGCGAUGAAAACACCAUCCAGAUUCGCCGAUUCGUAA